AUGGCCAAUGGAGAAGGAGAGAGAGAGGAUGGGCAACAUAAUAAUAACCUUCCUGAUAAGGGAUCAGUGGAACAAAUGUUUGAACGGAUGGAAGUGCCCAAAUGGACAGAACAACUCACACCAAGGUCAUUUGUUGUUAGCCUAGGACCUUUGGCCUUCGUUAUGCUUAAGUUCUUGACCACAAUCAUGGACCAUAUGGCCAUCUUGAAGGUUCCCUUCACACGCCAAGAAAACGCUGUUGUUCAUGCAUGUCUCCUUGCAUGCACAAGUAUUACCUUGAAUGGGGGUUUUGGGACUUAUUAUCUAGCAAUGAAUCCAUACAUGGGAGUCAAUUUUAAUAAUCCAGCUGACUCAAAGCAACUUGAUCCAAAAUGGCUCAUUUUGUUCCACUUCAUGACUAGCUUCAUUGGCAUCUUCACUGUUGUUCCUUUAUCUAAAGUGUUGUUGAUUCGACACAAACUCAAAUACCCAACAGGAAUGACCAUGGCUAAUAUCAUCAACAGUUUCCAUGCUAAAAAUGUAACCCUAAUGGGAAGGAAACAGAAAAUGGCGCUAUUAAAAGCGUUUAUAGCUGCCAUAUCUUGGCGUGAACUUAACUGGCUCUUCAGUGCCAGUGCAAUGUGUGGCAUCGCAUCCAUGCCUGUAUUGGGUUUCAAUGCACUUUUCCUUGGGUUUCAUUUCAACUUUAACACAGCAGCAAUGGCAGUGGGAAUGUUGAACGAGUUAUCAGUAACUAUACCAAUGUUGUUGGGGGCUAUCUUUUCAUGGGGAUGGUUUUGGCCUUAUAUUGUUUCAAAGGAAGGGGAUUGGUACAAAGCAGGGCAGCCCUUCAUUUCCAUGACUGGCCAAAGUGGCUAUGUUGUCUCUGUAACCAUUGCCAUUGCAUUGGGUGAUGGCAUUUUCCAUAUGGGCAUUGUUGUUAUCCAAGUUUGUUAUGAGUUCUACAUUCGUCAUAAACAAAAGCACUUGAUUCUCCCCUUCAGUUUAUGGUCCGGUCCGGAGAUCCCUAGCAUGAGUUACGAUGAUCGCCGUCGUACUAAUCUCUUUGUCCAAGAUCGAAUCCCCAUUCAGGUGGCAUUGGGAGGUUAUGUGCUGUUUGCAACCAUCUCUGCCAUUGUCAUCCCUGUGUUAUUCCCUUCAUUACACAGCUUCCAAAUUGCAGCGGCUUACAUUCUAGCUCCACUCCUCUCCUUCUCCAAUGCAUUUUGCACCGGUCUCACUGAUUGGACUUUGGCCUCGGCCUUCACUAAGUUCACAAUCUUCUUUUUCGGUGCAUGGACAAGCAGUGAUAAACCCGGAAGCGUGAUCGCCUCCCUCGCCGCUUCCGGCAUAGUUACUGCAGUUGUCAACACUGCGUCCGACCUAAUGACUGACUUCCAAACCGGUUAUAUGACAAUGACAUCACCUCGAUCAAUGUUUGUUGCCCAAAUCAUCGGCACGGCAAUGGGAUGCAUAAUGGCACCAAUUUGCUACAUGUUUUUUGCACCAUAUUCCCCCGGACUUCUUUCAGGUGAAUCAUUAUACCCAGCCGGCUAUGCAUCGACGUACCGAGUAAUGGCUGAAUCAAGCAUCAAAGGCUUUGACUUCCUCCCUAAAAACUCAGUGGCUUUAGCAACAUGUUUCUUUUUUGGCACAAUUGCAGUGAACUCAUUAAGAGAAGUUGCCAAAGGUAUGAAAUGGGGCAUCUAUAGAUUCAUUCCAAGUUUAAUGCCCAUGGCAAUAAGUUUCUAUGGUGGUCCAUCAUUUUCAUUUGACAUGGUGUUGGGGAGCAUUAUUGCAUGCAUGUGGAAGAGAUGUAGCAAAAGCCAUGCAAAGUUGUUUGUGGGAGUUGUGGCAUCUGGUUUUAUUGCAGGAGAUGCUUUCUCACAGCUGCUGGAUUCAAUUUUGUACAGGUUUCGUUUGACAGCUCCUUACUGCAUGAGGUUCUUGACUAGAGCAGAUGCUGCUUCGGUGGCUGCUUUCUUGGCUGCAGUGCCUUAA
This is a messenger RNA of Dioscorea cayenensis subsp. rotundata (Guinea yam), 1980 nucleotides long. RefSeq names its product probable metal-nicotianamine transporter YSL8. The record is from RefSeq and is a predicted model, not a curated record. Gene Ontology annotation, cellular component: membrane. The transcript is spliced from 7 exons. Lineage: Eukaryota; Viridiplantae; Streptophyta; Magnoliopsida; Dioscoreales; Dioscoreaceae. Bases 1 to 1980 code for a protein of 659 amino acids. Gene Ontology annotation, molecular function: oligopeptide transmembrane transporter activity.